Molecule: messenger RNA, 2528 nt
Organism: Leopardus geoffroyi (Geoffroy's cat)
Lineage: Eukaryota; Metazoa; Chordata; Mammalia; Carnivora; Felidae
Gene: GCK
Product: glucokinase
Exons: 10
Coding region: 135-1535 (466 amino acids)
Biological process (GO): glucose 6-phosphate metabolic process; regulation of insulin secretion; intracellular glucose homeostasis
Cellular component (GO): mitochondrion; cytosol
Molecular function (GO): mannokinase activity; ATP binding; fructokinase activity
Source: RefSeq, a predicted model, not a curated record
GGGCAGCUCUCUGGCAAGGUGGCCCACACCUGCCCAGGUGGACCUCAAUCUCCAGGGCUGCUGCCCUCCCUGCCCCUCAGCAGGUAGGAGUGUCCCCACCUCCCCAAAAUCCUACCUCUUGGCCCCUCGGAGAGAUGGCAAUGGAUGCCACGAGGAGCCAGACCCAGAUGCCCUUGAAUCUGGCAGAGCAGAUCCUGGCCGACUUCCAGCUGCAGGAGGCUGACUUGAAGAAGGUGAUGUGGCGGAUGCAGAAGGAGAUGGCGCGAGGCCUGCGGCUGGAGACCCACGAGGAGGCCAGCGUGAAGAUGCUGCCCACCUACGUGCGCUCCACCCCUGAAGGCUCUGAAGUUGGGGACUUCCUCUCCCUGGACCUGGGCGGCACCAACUUCAGGGUGAUGCUGGUGAAGGUGGGGGAGGGCGAAGAGGGGCAGUGGAGUGUGAAGACCAAGCACCAGAUGUAUUCCAUCCCCGAGGACGCCAUGACGGGUACUGCUGAGAUGCUCUUUGACUACAUCUCUGAGUGCAUCUCCGACUUCCUGGACAAGCACCAGAUGAAGCACAAGAAGCUGCCCUUGGGCUUCACCUUCUCCUUCCCCGUGAGGCACGAGGACAUCGACAAGGGCAUCCUCCUCAAUUGGACCAAGGGCUUCAAGGCCUCAGGAGCAGAAGGGAACAACAUCGUGGGGCUCCUACGUGAUGCCAUCAAACGGAGAGGGGACUUUGAAAUGGACGUGGUGGCGAUGGUGAAUGACACUGUGGCCACGAUGAUCUCCUGCUACUAUGAAGACCGCCGGUGUGAGGUUGGCAUGAUUGUGGGAACAGGCUGCAAUGCCUGCUACAUGGAGGAGAUGCACAACGUGGAGCUGGUGGAAGGGGACGAGGGCCGUAUGUGCGUCAACACCGAGUGGGGUGCCUUCGGGGACUCCGGAGAGCUGGACGAGUUCCUGCUGGAGUACGACCGCGUGGUGGACGAGAACUCCCUGAACCCCGGGCAGCAGCUAUACGAGAAGCUCAUUGGCGGCAAGUACAUGGGCGAGCUGGUGCGGCUCGUGCUGCUGAAGCUCGUGGACGAGAACCUGCUCUUCCGCGGGGAGGCCUCGGAGCAGCUGCGCACGCGCGGCGCCUUCGAGACGCGCUUCGUGUCGCAGGUGGAGAGCGACUCGGGCGACCGCAAGCAGAUCUACAACAUCCUGAGCACUCUGGGGCUGAGGCCCUCAGCCACCGACUGCGACAUCGUGCGCCGCGCCUGCGAGAGCGUGUCCACACGCGCCGCGCACAUGUGCGCCGCGGGGCUGGCGGGCGUCAUCAACCGCAUGCGCGAGAGCCGCAGCGAGGACGUGAUGCGCAUCACCGUGGGCGUGGACGGCUCUGUGUACAAACUGCACCCCAGCUUCAAGGAGAGGUUCCACGCCAUCGUGCGCAGGCUGACGCCCAGCUGCGAGAUCACCUUCAUCGAGUCGGAGGAAGGCAGCGGCCGAGGCGCCGCCCUGGUGUCCGCGGUGGCCUGUAAGAAGGCCUGCAUGCUGGGCCAUUGACGACAGAGGCCAUGAGGCAAGGAGGAGGCAAGGCUCGCUGGACCUGGGCUCCCGGGGACUCGCUCCCCACAGGAGCCCCCAGCCUGGCCCAGUGAGGAGGUCUCUUCGUUGUAAGGACCUGGACGCCUCGCCUCCCAUCCCCGUGGUGACCCUGGAAGAUGUGGAAAGGCCCGCGGGGAGGAGGGGACGGGGAAUUGCAGCGCCCAGGGCAGGCCUCUUGCCUCAGAGGCAGUUGGUGGGACAGCCCAAAGCCCUGACUGGGUUGGGAGCUGAGAUGAGCAGGAAUGGAGACCACCACCGCCCCCCCCCCCAAACCCUCCACCUAUCCUGCUGGAAUCAAGGACCCACACAGAGGGGAGCUGCUCACUCAGGACUUUACUGCAUUUCUGUACUGCCUGCCUCUUGGUGCCUUUGGCCAUGUCAGCCUCCCAUGGGCCCUGCUCUGGACCCUGCGGUGGCAUGGGGACUCAGCCCACUGGGAAUGCAGCCCUGCUGACCUGGAUGGACCUAGACCCGGUUUCCACAGGGGUCCCAGGCUGCCAGCCACCCGGGCCUGGCUGUUUUCCUGCCUGGUGGGGGUUGGGAAGUGGGAGAGGAUGGGCUCCAGGAACGGUUCCACAGUGGAGGCAGCUUGUCCCUGAGGCCUGGAGAUGGUGGCUUUUGUGCUGUCCUACUGCCAUCCACCAGUGGUUUGUGGUUUUGGGAUGCACCCUCACAGGGGGUGCAAGACACAGAGCCCCUACAGCCCCUGCCCAGAGGGACCCAGGAGGAAGAGGAGCCCCCCACACUCCCACCCACCGGAAGGCCUGGGAGCACCUCUGUGAUGGAGUCUUCAGCUCCCAUGGGGCUGGUCUGGAGAGAAAACCUCGGGCAGCACUCAGCACCCAGGGACCCUAGGCCUCCCUCUUCCCACCAGACCUCCAUGUGCCACACCAACCUCUCAUGCCCAACCUGGGACUGUGUGGUUUUUUAAAUAAAAGUUGUAAAAAUUUA